Messenger RNA from Manis javanica (Malayan pangolin), 2885 nucleotides. It is a transcript of the gene COQ8A, whose product is annotated as coenzyme Q8A. NCBI's taxonomy places the organism in Eukaryota, Metazoa, Chordata, Mammalia, Pholidota, Manidae. The record is from RefSeq and is a predicted model, not a curated record. Gene Ontology annotation, biological process: ubiquinone biosynthetic process.
CAAUGGGAGCGGCCGGCAGGGCGGGGCGGGGCGGCGCGGGGUCCGGGUGCGGGAGUCUGGUAAACAGAUCCUGAGCGCGUGCUGGGGCCAGCGCUGCUGAGGGCGCGCGGACGCGGCGCUGAGGGGCUUCGCAGAGCCGGCUUCCUGCUCGGCCCUGAAGGAUGGCUGCCGUGUUGGGGGACGUCAUCAUGGUGGUCCGAGGCCUUGUCAAGCUGACCCAGGCGGCUGUGGAAACCCAUCUGCAGCACUUGGGCCUCAGUGGGGAGUUUGUCCUGGUGGCCAGGGCCCUCCAGUCCACGGCUGCAGAGCAGAUGGGCAUCGUCUGGGGCAAGGUGCAGGGGCAGGAUGUGCAAGGGGAGCCUUACCCCCAGAGCUUCGAUGACCCGGAAGCAGAGCUCCACUUCUCAGAGCCUCAGGCCUCAGGACCCUCCACACAUUUCUCUGAAGCUUCCUCCCCUGACCAUUCGCCUCCCUUGCCCUUGGAUCACGCCCGCAGUGAGGGCCCGGCUCCUGCCUAUGUUGCCAGCGGACCCUUUAGAGAAGCUGGGCUCCGUGCUGCCACCCCUCUGAGCAGGGUGACAGGGACGCUUUUUGUAGACCCCAGAGGCCCAUUCAUGGCCAUGGGCCUUCAGCGAAGGCUCUUCCACCAGGACCAGACCCCCAUGGGGGGCCUUACAGCUGAGGAUAUUGAGAAGGCCCGGCAGGCCAAAGCUCGCCCUGAGAGCAAGCCCUAUAAGCAGGUGCUCAGUGAGCGGGCUCGGGAGCGGAAGGUGCCAGUUACAAGGAUUGGGCGGCUGGCCAACUUUGGAGGUCUGGCCGUGGGUCUGGGCUUCGGAGCAUUGGCUGAGGUCGCCAAGAAGAGCCUCCGCUCUGAGGACCCCUCAGGGAAGAAGGCAGUGCUGGAUUCCAGUCCCUUCCUGUCUGAAGCGAAUGCAGAGCGCAUUGUGAGGACGCUGUGCAAGGUGCGCGGGGCGGCGCUCAAGCUGGGCCAGAUGCUGAGCAUCCAGGAUGAUGCUUUCAUCAACCCCCACCUGGCCAAGAUUUUUGAGCGGGUGAGGCAGAGCGCUGACUUCAUGCCGCUGAAACAGAUGACGAAAACGCUUAGCAAUGACCUGGGCCCCAACUGGCGGGACAAGCUGGAGUACUUCGAGGAACGGCCCUUCGCAGCUGCCUCCAUUGGGCAGGUGCACCUGGCCCGCAUGAAGGGCGGUCGCGAGGUGGCCAUGAAGAUCCAGUACCCUGGUGUGGCCCAGAGCAUCAACAGUGACGUCAACAACCUCAUGGCUGUGCUGAACAUGAGCAACAUGCUUCCGGAAGGCCUGUUCCCCGAGCACCUGAUUGACGUGCUGAGGCGGGAGCUGGCCCUCGAGUGUGACUAUCAGCGAGAGGCCACCUGUGCCAGGAAGUUCAGGGAGCUGCUGAAGGAUCACCCCUUCUUCUAUGUGCCUGAGAUUGUGGACGAGCUCUGCAGCCCCCACGUGCUGACCACAGAGCUGGUGUCUGGCUUCCCCCUGGACCAGGCUGAGGGGCUGAGCCAGGAGAUCCGAAACGAGAUCUGCUCUAACAUCCUGGUCCUGUGCCUCCGGGAGCUCUUCGAGUUCCACUUCAUGCAGACAGACCCCAACUGGUCCAACUUCUUCUAUGACCCACAGCAGCACAAGGUGGCCCUUCUGGACUUUGGGGCGACUCGGGAAUAUGACAGGUCCUUCACUGACCUCUACAUUCAGAUCAUCAGGGCUGCUGCCGACAGGGACAGGGAGGCCGUGCUGAAGAAGUCCAUAGAGAUGAAGUUCCUCACUGGCUACGAGGUCAAGGCCAUGGAAGACGCCCACUUGGACGCCAUCCUCAUCCUGGGGGAGGCCUUUGCCUCUGAGGAGCCCUUUGACUUCGGCACCCAGAGCACCACGGAGAAGAUCCACAACUUGAUCCCUGUCAUGCUGAAGCACCGGCUCGUCCCGCCCCCCGAGGAGACCUACUCCCUGCACAGGAAGAUGGGGGGCUCCUUCCUCAUCUGCUCCAAACUGAAGGCCCGGUUCCCCUGCAAAGCCAUGUUUGAGGAGGCCUACAGCAACUACCGCAGGAGGCAAGUGGAGCAGUAAGUGCCCCCCCCUUGUGGGAACCCUGUCCUGGUGCAGGUGACAGGGCAGGGAGCUGCUGGAUGACGCGUUUGAGCUCCUUCGCCCGGUGAGGUGGCUGGCUCUGGACAGAAGGGGACGCUGCUUGGAGCCUGUUUCCGGUGCGUAGCCACGGGGUUCAUCGCCAAGUGGGCGUGGGGUGAGAAGCACAGGAACAAAGUGAAACCCCAGCCACUGUCGAAAUCUACUUAGCCAUCCUCUGGAAAACUAGAUGAAGAUAAAAAGGCAUUUUACUUCCUUUUUCUUUUUGUAACAGGCUUUUUCUAAUGUGACUGUUAGUCAGAGGUGAGAGUGUACCCUUCGUGUCCCUGCCACCAAAGACAGAGAAGCCAUUCAGGAUUUUAUUGAGCGAGUAGUGUAAAGUGUGUGUGAAUGUUUCUAGAAUGAGACUGGUGUUUUCUGUGCUUUUCCCCUCCAGCCUGUGAUCUGUAGAGCUGGGAGGGGUGCCACUCUGAGCAGUGCCAAAAGCGCUCUUUAACUUAGCGAGGCCCCCGUGUCUGGUUCAUAUACUUUUUUGAUAAGUGGAAGUUUCCAAAGAGCUGCCUCCUUUGUGAAGGGUUGGGAACAGCAGGAGGGGAAAGAAGCCCGGACAGUCCGUGUGCAGGACCCUUCCCUCCCCAUCAGGCCCAGGCCCAGGGCCUUUGUGGAAGGAGGUGAAUGUGCAUGUGUCACUCGGGUCCAGGCUGUUAAUUUUGUACAAUUCCUGUAAAUUGUCUGAUUCACUUGUUUCAAUUAAAAAAGUAAAUCCCA